This is a messenger RNA of Acaulospora colombiana, 993 nucleotides long. The record is from the annotation of a GenBank genome assembly. Lineage: Eukaryota; Fungi; Glomeromycota; Glomeromycetes; Diversisporales; Acaulosporaceae.
AUGCCAGAUCCGAUAAUUGAUUCCAACUUCAGAACGUAUCGCUUUAAACGUAAGAAAUAUCCUUUCUUCGCGAACACGGAUGCCCGACUAUGGUCGUUUAAACGUUUUUACUCUUCUAUCAUUCAUUCUGGAGAUGCGCCAAAAACAUUCAACGAAAUUCUUGAUAAGUGGACCGCCAGCCUGAAAUUCAUUCAAAAGCAAAAAAAUAUCCCAAAUUCAAUUGUGAAAUUUGCAGAAGAGCUAAUUGGAUUCGGUGAGACCAAGGAAUUUGAGAACUGGUUGGACGCUUAUGAGCAGAAUUUCUGUGCUCACUUCCUUGCAACCCUCUCAAGUGGAUCAGUAACAAAGAGCGAGAUGGCAAAAGGUUAUAUGAAACAGACGAAUGAAAUCUUGAACAGUAAAUUAGAAAAAUCGAACAAGGAAGAUGAAGAAGUUCCUUACGCAGAGGAUGAUGCGUCGCUGGACCUUAAUCAAGUGUACAGCGAUGAUGAAAUCAUAGAAGAAAAUUCAACACGCAAGAAAAGGAAAUUAGAUGAUGAUGAAUUACCAGGUUAUGAUGGAUUAGCAUUCCUUUUUAAUGAUUCAAAUGAAGAUGCGAUAAUUGAAAGAAUUGAUGAAAAUACUCUUGAGGAAGAAAGUAAAUUGCCAUUUGCUAAUGAUAACAAGGAUUCGUCCGAAUUUACAAGUGAAGACGUGUUGAAUGCAUUCCGGAAAUAUCAAAAUAAAAUUCCUAAAACUCGCAGAGUAUUCACCCCUGCGUAUUGGGGAGUGAUCGAUCUGACAAAAGAAAGUUUAUAUGGGUGCAACGAAAUUACAGAAAGCGAUUUGCAACGUUUAUCCCAAGAUUUCGCCAAUCAUAUCAAAUGGAAAUGCGAAUCAGCCUCAAAAGAUAUUCAGGAUUACUUUGACAGUAGCUGUGAAAAACUUGACAAUAGCAGUGAAAAUAAAGAUUUAAAACAUUUUGAUUCAAAUGUACAAUUUUUGUAUGUAUAG